AUGCCCAGCCUCUCUCAGGUCGCCAUUGCCGCGCUUCUCGCGACGGCCAGCACUGCCUCUGCCAUCCCCCCGCGCAUUGGCGUUCCCGCUGAGCCCAAGACUGAAGGCACCGCCUCGCUGCUCCAGGUCCGCAACACCAAGCACGUCAAGAGCGGCCCUCGCGCUCUGGCCAAGGCCUACGUCAAGUACGGCAUCCCCAUCAGCCCCGAGCUCGAGGCUGCCGUCAGCAAUGCCACCAGCUCCGCCGUCAAGCGUGCCACUGGCAGCGCCACCACCACUCCCACCGAGUACGACUCGGAGUACCUCACUCCCGUCUCCAUCGGUACCCCGGCGCAGGUCCUGAACCUCGACUUUGACACCGGCUCGUCCGACCUGUGGGUCUUCAGCAGCGAGACCCCCAGCAACGAGGUGUCUGGCCAGAGCAUCUACACCCCGAGCAAGAGCAGCACCUCCAGCAAGCUCUCGGGCGCCACCUGGGAGAUCUCGUACGGUGACGGCUCCUCCUCCAGCGGCGACGUCUACAUCGACAAGGUCACCGUUGGCGGCCUGACCGUCAGCAAGCAGGCCGUCGAGGCGGCCAAGGUUGUCUCUUCCGAGUUCACUCAGGACUCUGACAACGACGGCCUGCUCGGCCUCGCCUUCAGCAGCCUGAACACCGUCUCGCCCAACCAGCAGAAGACCUUCUUCGACAACGCCAAGAGCUCGCUGACCUCCCCUCUGUUCACUGCCGACCUCAAGCACAACGCUGGUUAG
Lasiodiplodia theobromae is the source of this 753-nucleotide messenger RNA. RefSeq names its product Peptidase A1. The coding region runs from base 1 to 753 and encodes 250 amino acids. Gene Ontology annotation, molecular function: aspartic-type endopeptidase activity. NCBI's taxonomy places the organism in Eukaryota, Fungi, Ascomycota, Dothideomycetes, Botryosphaeriales, Botryosphaeriaceae. The record is from RefSeq and is a predicted model, not a curated record. The transcript has a single exon. Gene Ontology annotation, biological process: proteolysis.